CCUGCAAAACCCUGACUGAGCUGAGGUUUCCCUAGCAGGCGUGCUUAAUUCUGAUAUAUUCUUCGCAGCCUCUCACUCCCAUCUCGCUUCUCCUGUUUUUGUCUACUCAAUGGCAAGGCGCUUGGGUCCCUUGCUUAAUCGCGUUUUGGUGGAGAAAAUCGUUCCUCCGUCCAAAACUAACGCCGGGAUUUUGCUACCCGAGAAAUCCAGUAAGCUGAAUUCUGGAAAAGUUAUUGCUGUGGGCCCUGGCAUUCAUGAUAGAGAGGGAAGGCUAAUUCCUGUAGCUGUAAAGGAGGGUGACACUGUCCUUUUACCUGAAUAUGGAGGAUCAGAAGUGAAGCUGGGUGACAAAGAGUAUCAUUUAUAUCGUGACGAGGACCUACUGGGAACGUUGCAUGAUUGAUGUUGUUAUCGCCUUUGAAAGAUUAGUGGACUCAGCCUCUGCUGCGAAAUUGUGAUUAUAUCAAAUUCUGCUGUUUUGACAGUUCUCAUUCUGUUCUAGUUUUGAUAAAUUCUACGCAGAUCCCUCUUGUCUUUUGUAGCACGCUUGAACAGAUAUGCUGAUAAUUUGGAAAGAUCAAACUUCCGUGUUUACAAGUUGGACCAAAAUAAAUCAUUCGGAAUUCUUAA
Molecule: messenger RNA, 630 nt
Organism: Neltuma alba
Lineage: Eukaryota; Viridiplantae; Streptophyta; Magnoliopsida; Fabales; Fabaceae
Product: 10 kDa chaperonin, mitochondrial
Exons: 3
Coding region: 110-403 (97 amino acids)
Cellular component (GO): mitochondrion
Molecular function (GO): protein-folding chaperone binding; protein folding chaperone; metal ion binding
Source: RefSeq, a predicted model, not a curated record